This is a messenger RNA of Cebus imitator (Panamanian white-faced capuchin), 1869 nucleotides long. RefSeq names its product non-histone chromosomal protein HMG-17-like. NCBI's taxonomy places the organism in Eukaryota, Metazoa, Chordata, Mammalia, Primates, Cebidae. Gene Ontology annotation, cellular component: chromatin; nucleus. The record is from RefSeq and is a predicted model, not a curated record. Gene Ontology annotation, biological process: chromatin organization. Bases 850 to 1122 code for a protein of 90 amino acids. Gene Ontology annotation, molecular function: nucleosomal DNA binding. The transcript has a single exon.
AUUGUGCCAUUGCACUCCACCCUGGGUGACAUGAGACUUCAUCUCAAAAAAAAAAGAAUAAUAUCUUAAUGGUGUGAUGUGCCUUUGGAACAGUUAAAAAAAAUCUCAAAGGGAAAACUUAAUAUUUCAUAAUGUUCAAGUUGUUACGUAUGGAGCAAUUAAGGAGAACUAUAAUCUAAGGUCUAGCAGACUAGAGAGCAAACCUGACCUAGUGAUUAAUGCUGAAUGUGCUGCAAGCUUGGUUCAUUUUUGUUUCUCCUCCUUUCUUCUUCCCUCAUUAAUUUUAUAAGUUUACAGGGAUGGUUUCAUUUAGUAGAUGGACCCUUUAAAAAGAAUUUUUUUUUAAACCCAUUUUACAGACUCCCAUAGGAUAAUAGGUAUCAGCUGUUAUUAUUUGUUGUUUUUAAGCAUUAACUAAAGAUGCCACAAAUUUAGAAACAUAAUUUUUCAGUUGAUGACUUAGAUUUAUUAAGUAAUUAAGCACAUUUGAAAAUCUGGAAUAAUAGAAAAUUUGUGUGAAAUAGGAAUCAGGGAAGCUCUUACAGAGAGCCCAUAUACCUGUCCUAAGUAAAGAACUCUUGGUUUUAUCAAGUUGGAUAAAUUUCUGUAGAAAACUGCAUUUUGCUGUCAUUGGAAGCAUCCUUUGAAAUUGUGUGAGAAAAAAACUAUUUUUAAUUGUGAAAAAUAACAAACAAAUGUACACAAUAGUCAAUGAGUUUACUAAUCAGAGUGGUUGAUUUGGAGCAGUGUGAAGAAGAGGCGAGAACGAUGGACUGACCAAAGCUGGCAUGCUGCACCAUCCCACGCCCAGCACCUACGUCUCGCUGCCGCCCUGUCGCCACCACCACCAUGCCCAAGAGAAGGGCUGAAGGGGAUGCUAAAGGAGAUAAAGCCAAGGUAAAGGACGAACCACAGAGGAGAUCCAUGAGGUUGUCUCCUAAACCUGCUCCUCCAAAGCCAGAGCCCAAGCCUAAAAGGGCACCUGCAAAGAAGGGAGAGAAUGUACCCAAAGGGGAAAAGGGAAAAGCUGAUGCUGGCAAGGAGGGGAAUAACCCUGCAGAAAAUGGAGAUGCCAAAACAGACCAGGCACAGAAAGCUGAAGGUGCUGGAGAUGCCAAGUGAAGUGUGUGCAUUUUUGAUAACUGCGUGCUUCUGGUGACUGUACAGUUUGAAAUACUAUUUUUAUCAAGUUUUAUAAAAAUGCAGAAUUUUGUUUUAAUUUUUUUUUAGGCUAUGUUGUCAGCACACAGAACACUUCAUUGUUGUUUUUUUGUGAGAAGGGACAUAAUGUCACCAAUACAAUGUCUCCGAAGCUGGACUGAUGUGAGGAAAACACCUUCCCUUCUAGUUUUGAGAGACUUCCUCUUGGCUCUCAGGAAGAGGGAUUCCCUGACUUUGACACACAUGGCCGUCUUGGCACAAAAGCCUUGUGGUAUGGAAAAACAAAUUUGUUUUUAUGUCCUCUUCUCCUUUUCCAUCUUUCGGCAUAGACUUAAAUCCCUUGAGCCCAGAUAUCUGUCGGGACCUGACCCCCAGUCAUUUGUUACCAGUGUGUCAGGCAAUCUGGGCUUCCCAGUGAUGCCACUGAGAUGGCACCUGUCAAAAGAGUAGUGGUUCCAUUUCUAGAUUGUAGAUCUUCAGAUACAUUCUGCCCUUUUCAUUUCACUUCCUGAAUGUCAGGGUCGGCUUGUGAACAGUUGUUAAACAACAUGCUAAAUGUGAAAUGUCAGCCCUCACUCUCAACUUUCCCUGUUGGAACAUCAGAUGAUGACUUCACUGGGUUUUAUGGUGGCUUUCUGAUUUUUGGUAGUCCAUUGAAGAAAGGAGUUUGAAAGUUGUUGUAUACUGUUAACAACUGUCUGCCCAUGU